AUGGGGGGCUGGGGCAAUGCGAGUGGGCCAGGUCUAGUAGUAUCUAGCAUGUUUCGGAGCAUGCUUUCAGGAACAACCUCUGCGAUGACAUUAGGCCUCACUGCCGCCGCGGCCAGCAGCAUGAUAUGGGGAACUGCGACCUUGCCCUUCAUCAUCGCCUCGUCCGUCGGCUUUGCGAUGGGCAGUCUACGAUGGUAUUUUGCCUCGACCCAGGAGGCACUUUUGCAGCUGGAUCGCUACCCUUCCCUGCUUCGACUGCAUGUCCUUGCCAAUUUCCCGUGGCUACCAGAAUAUGCGCGUCGAGACGCCUCAUGGUUUACAAGGGAGAGGUUUCAUUCGAAUUGGGUUCACAAGAGCGUGCUUGUCGCCAGCUGGUUGUCCGCGCAGCCUGCUCUAGAUGAUAUUCACCAUCAGGUUGAGACUGCUCUUGUACAGGCAUAUGUCGAGUCACCCACCCAGGACAAAUGA
Messenger RNA from Hirsutella rhossiliensis, 468 nucleotides. RefSeq names its product sugar transporter. The transcript is spliced from 3 exons. Bases 1 to 468 code for a protein of 155 amino acids. The record is from RefSeq and is a predicted model, not a curated record. Lineage: Eukaryota; Fungi; Ascomycota; Sordariomycetes; Hypocreales; Ophiocordycipitaceae.